AUGGUUGAGGGAUCUGGCUCCAAAGAUUUUCCUAAAGCCUUCUGCAAUGAAACUGAUAUAUCUACAGAUGGUUAUCCAAUAUAUAGACGCCGAAAUAAUUCUAACGAAACUCACUUUACACGUAAUAAUAUUCAAGUAGCUAAUCGUUUUGUUGUACCAUCCAAUUCAUUUUUAAGUCUUAAAUAUAAUGCUCAUAUUAAUGUUGAACUAUGUUCAACUGUUAAAGCUAUCAAAUACAUUAACAAAUAUAUUACAAAGGGUUACGACUGUGCUCGAAUCGGUGUCCAAGUAAAUGCAAACGAUAAUGUAGAAAAAGUUGUUGAUUAUGACGAAAUGAAACAAUAUUUAAAUUGUCGUUAUAUUAGUUCUCAAGAAGCAGCUUGGCAUCUUCAAGAUUUUCCUAUUCAUGGUCAAUCUCAUAAUGUCGUCAUGUUGUCUAUUCAUUUGAAAGAUGGCCAAUCCAUCUUUUUCGAAGAGAAUCAAGCUGAAAAUGCUUUGCAACGAGAGUCGGUCGUGUGCACGACUUUAACUGCUUAUUUCGAUUUAAAUGUUUCAGAUUCGAGUGCGCAUCAAUAUUUAUACCAAGAUAUUCCUAAUCAUUACGUAUUUAAAAAUAAAAAAUGGGUAAAACGUUCAGAGAUUUCUCAUCACGGAGAGAAAACAAUCGGUAGAAUUAUUUCUGUAUCUCCUAGAGAUGUAGAAUUGUAUCAUCUUCGUUUGAUUUUGCUCUCGGUGAAAGGUCCGGAUGCUACAUCUUUUGAAGAUCUUAAAAAGUUCAAUGGACAAAAUUAUUCGACAUACAAACAUGUAGAAAGAGUUAGAGGUUUGAUUAAUGAUUCAAAUGAGUGGCAUAAUUGUAUGUACGAAGCAUCAAGUUAUAUGAUGCCUAAAUGUUUACGAUCAUUAUUAGUUGCAAUUAUUUGUCAUUGCAACCCUCCAAAUCCUUUGCAACUUUUCGAAGAUUUCGAAGAAAAUAUGAUUGAAGAUUUUAUUCAACAAGGAAAUAGUGUAGAAAAAUCUCUAAAAUUAUGCAUUAAUGGCAUAAGAAUGCAAAUUCCACAAAAUGGUUUCGAUUUUAAUCCAUUUUUACCAUUUUCUAAUUUCGAAGAUAUUUCAGAUCGCGAAGAUAAUUUAGUUAACUGCACUGUUGAUGGCAAUAACUUAUUAUGGAAUGAUCUUAAUAGUGAUCAACUUUUAGCUGCGAAUACUAUUUUAAAAUCGUUAGUCGAUUUAAACUCGCAGAAAUGUUUUUAUUUAGAUGGUCCCGGUGGAAGCGGGAAAACGUUUUUGUAUCGUGCUCUAAUUCAAAAAGUUGAUCUCAUUG
This is a messenger RNA of Rotaria sp. Silwood1, 1324 nucleotides long. The record is from the annotation of a GenBank genome assembly. NCBI's taxonomy places the organism in Eukaryota, Metazoa, Rotifera, Eurotatoria, Philodinida, Philodinidae.